UGUGGCGCGGCGCCGGCGGGGGUGGGCGGGCACGCCGGGCGGCAGGUGUCGGCGGCGUCGGCAUUCGGCGGCGAUGGAGCGGCCCCGGGGAGCUGCGGACGGCCUCUCGCGCCGGCCUCACGGCCUCGGCCUCUUCCUCCUCCUCCUCCAGCUGCUGCCGCCGACCUCCCUGGGCCAGGACCGGCUGGACGCGCCGCCGCCGUCCGCGGCGCCGCUGUCGCGCUGGACUGGCCCCGUCGGGGUGAGCUGGGGGCUGCGCGCGGCCGCGCCCGGGGGCCCGUUUCCCCGCGGCGGCCGUUGGCGCCGCAGCGCCCCCGACGGGGACGAGGACUGCGGCGGGAUCCGGGACUCGGUGGCCAGGCUGACCAACAACACGCACCAGCACGUGUUUGAUGACCUCAGUGGAUCGGUGUCCUUGUCUUGGGUUGGAGACAGCACUGGAGUCAUUUUGGUUUUGACUACCUUCCAUGUGCCACUGGUCAUUAUGACUUUUGGACAAUCCAAAUUAUAUCGAAGUGAGGACUAUGGAAAGAACUUCAAGGAUAUUACAAAUCUGAUCAACAACACCUUCAUUCGGACAGAAUUUGGCAUGGCGAUUGGUCCUGAGAACUCUGGGAAGGUGAUUUUGACAGCAGAAGUGUCAGGAGGAAGUCGAGGAGGCCGCAUCUUCCGAUCAUCAGAUUUUGCCAAGAACUUUGUUCAGAUCAAUCUUCCUUUCCAUCCUCUCACUCAGAUGAUGUACAGUCCUGAGAAUUCUGACUAUCUUUUAGCUCUCAGCACUGAAAAUGGCCUGUGGGUGUCCAAGAAUUUUGGGGGAAAAUGGGAAGAAAUCCACAAAGCAGUGUGUUUGGCCAAAUGGGGACCAAGAAAUAUCAUCUUCUUUACCACCUUUUCGAAUGGCUCCUGCAAAGCUGAUCUUGGUGCACUGGAAUUAUGGAGAACUUUAGACUUGGGAAAAAGCUUCAAAACCAUCGGUGUGAAAAUCUACUCAUUUGGUCUUGGGGGACGUUUCCUUUUUGCCUCGGUGAUGGCCAAGGAUACCACAAGAAGGAUUCAUGUGUCAACAGACCAUGGGACCACAUGGAGCAUGGCACAGCUUCCUUCUGUGGGGCAAGAGCAAUUCUAUUCUAUUCUGGCAGCCAAUGAUGACAUGGUGUUCAUGCACGUAGAUGAACCCGGAGAUACCGGAUAUGGCACAAUCUUCACUUCUGAUGACCGAGGCAUUGUCUAUUCCAAGUCCUUGGACCGGCAUCUCUACACCACCACAGGUGGAGAGACAGACUUUACCAACGUAACUUCCCUCCGUGGGGUCUACAUAACAAGUGUGCUCUCCGAAGAUAAUUCCAUCCAGACUAUGAUCACUUUUGACCAAGGAGGACGAUGGAAGCACCUGCGGAAGCCUGAGAACAGCGAAUGUGAUGCCACAGCAAAAAACAAGAACGAGUGCAGCCUUCAUAUCCACGCCUCCUACAGCAUCUCCCAGAAACUCAACGUGCCGAUGACCCCCCUCUCAGAGCCCAAUGCUGUGGGCAUAGUCAUCGCCCAUGGUAGCGUGGGGGAUGCCAUCUCAGUGAUGGUCCCAGACGUGUACCUUUCCGAUGACGGGGGUUACUCCUGGAUGAAGAUGCUGGAGGGACCCCACUAUUACACCAUCCUGGAUUCUGGGGGCAUCAUCGUGGCCAUUGAGCACAGCAGCCAUCCUAUCAAUGUGAUUAAGUAUUCCACAGAUGAAGGUCAGUGCUGGCAGACCUACUCAUUCACCAGCGAACCCAUCUACUUCACUGGCCUGGCUUCAGAACCUGGAGCUCGAUCCAUGAAUAUCAGCAUCUGGGGUUUCACGGAAUCUUUCCUGACACGCCAGUGGAUCUCCUACACCAUUGACUUUAAAGAUAUUCUUCAGAGGAACUGUGAGGAGAAGGACUACACCAUAUGGCUGGCCCACUCCACCGACCCCGGAGACUAUGGUGACGGCUGCAUUCUCGGCUACAAAGAGCAGUACCUGCGGCUCCGCAAGUCAUCCGUCUGUCAGAAUGGACGGGACUACGUGGUCACCAAGCAGCCGUCCAUCUGUCCCUGCUCCCUGGAGGACUUUCUCUGUGAUUUUGGCUACUUCCGUCCGGAAAAUGACUCCAAGUGUGAGGAGCAGCCAGAGUUGAAGGGCCACGACCUAGAGUUUUGUCUGUAUGGACGAGAAGAGCACCUGACGACCAAUGGGUACCGGAAGAUUCCUGGAGACAAGUGCCAGGGCGGAGUGAAUCCAGUUCGAGAAGUCAAAGACUUGAAAAAGAAGUGCAUAAGCAACUUUCUGAGUCCGGAAAAGCCACACUCCAAGUCAAAUUCGGUUCCAAUCAUCCUGGCCACUGUGGGGCUGAUGCUGAUCUCAGUCAUAGCGGGCGUGCUCGUUGUGAAGAAAUAUGUGUGUGGGGGAAGGUUCCUGGUGCACCGGUACUCAGUGCUGCAACAGCAUGCAGAGGCCAACGGCGUGGAUGGCGUGGACGCUCUGGACGCGGCCUCCCAUGCUAACAAGCGCAGUUACCAUGAUGACUCCGAUGAGGACCUUCUGGAAUAACUCGGCAGAGGAGCUGGGCCAAGCGUGGAUGGUGGAACCGCAGUACCUCUCACACUCCCUGUGGCUACGACUUAGGGAAAUAAAUUCCCCAUUUCCAGGGACCCAGCUCCGUUUCUGCUGCUUCCAUCAAAGCCUAAAGGACCGACCGACACUAAGGAAAUCUGGGGGUGGGGGUGGGGCUCCCUAAAAUCUCCUUACAUUUGGCUGUAAAGAGAGGGAAGAGGUUUUUAAUUCUUUAACUUUUUAUUUCAAAUUCUGUCUUUCUGCAAAGUAUGGGCUCUUUUGGCUUAAACUUGGAUCUCCAAGGGAAGGAACUGGAGUGUGAGGGGAAUGCUUUCCCCACCCCGCUGCUGCAUGCGUGCAUGGCGCCUACCCCAGGGCACCUGCUGGCUCCAGCGUCAGACCUCACGGCUCCUGGUGCUGCCCCAGCUCUGCCGUGACCGCAGCUGCAGAGCUGGACGCGGAGGCUGCGCUCGCCCUCCCCCUCGGGGCGCAGCCCACCGCCAGCAGCAGCAGCCCCUCGCCUGUUGGGGCCAUGCCCACAGGGAUCCUUCUCCUCUCCUGUCUCAUUAGGCAGCACCCUUGUUAAUUGCCCUUUGGCCACUAACUUAACCAUGUGCUUCCAAGACUCUAAAUCAGGAAAACAUAAAGGGCAAUAUUUUUAACUUUGGGCAGGAAGAAGUGGGGUAGUCAAGAAUCGACUAGAUUUAGCACCUAUUAAAGGGGAAAUUCUUGCUUCUUCCGAGGUCUUUCAAGCCUCGCUUUGUGUGUGUGCCAGUGGCCUUGCUCAAGGACAGGGUCAGGCAGCCUGGGCGUCUGCCCAGGCAGAGCGGGCAGGCUUUGCAAGGAGGACGGCGGUGUGUGGGCCGCAGCCCUGGAGGGCGAGCACAGUCUCUGCCCACCUCCUCCCUGACUACUUGGCUUGUGGGUGCCUCUUGAGGACAGUCCUUUCCUUGCUUCCUCUUAGGCUGCUGUUGUAGCCAGGGUGGAACAUGCUUUCUGAUCUGAGGCCUCUCAGAAACAAACCCCUUUUAUCAUGAGGCUCUCCACAUGCCCCUCACCCUGCCGCUGCCCGCUUUCUGGCUGCUGACUGAAGCCCUGAAGAACCCAUAUCCACUCCAGGUGAUGCCUUGGCCAUACCCUCAGUAUGGAACUUAAAUCUUGGUAAAUUUUCCCCUUGGCAUGUAAGACGUAAAUGAACUGUAAAGCAUCAGUGACGUUGGGUGGCCAUAGAGUAGUGGGAAGCUGCAGCAGGUGUUACUGCAGGGGAGUAGGAAGUCUCGGUACCUGCUGUGCUGGUCACAGUUACUGUCAGUCUUGGUAACUGCCACUUUGCUGCUAGUUCAUGGCUGGAAAGUCAGUUUUUAAAAGUAAAAUGUGCCAAAUUAACUUCUGUCAGAAUGCAGGAGCAGAUGGCUGUUCUCUCCCCACCAGAAUGGGUUUAACAGCAGCAGGGAGACGAGGAAGCAGGAACUGGGGGCGGGGGGUUUAGAGGCUUGGAAACUGCAGGAAAUGUAGAGUCGGGAGCUUUAGUGAGGAGAUGAAGAAAGGGCAGUUUUUGUGAGAGGAACUAAGAUGUGUUAGAGCCAGAGUACUAGUAUUUUAGAAGAAGCUUGUGUUUUUUUUUUUUCUUGAUUUUUAAAUUCAAAAUAAUUCCAAAGAUACAGCCACUCCCGUAGGAUCGCACCCAGAGUGUGCUCAGGAAAGGCCUGUUGGUGGCCGAGCCCUCUGCACUGUGCCCUGUGCUGCGGGUGGCACCACCCUGGGUGGGCCCUGAUGAAGCAGGUCUCUGUGCCCUUAGUCUCGGGGGCUUCUGGAAAACCUGGCCAUGCCCAUAGAGCUGCACCUCCCUGUGGCACAGCCUGGUGUCCCCAAGGGCCACUGUCACCAUGCUUUUGGAGCUGGGUGCAUACACCAAGUUGAUGGUCACGGCAGUCCCCAUGUGUCACUGCCACAGCACUGGGCGCCACCAGACACUCUCCCAGAUGGUUCUUCAGGACGGGGAUCGGUGACAUUUCUCUCAGAGCAGAUCUCGCACCUUUUUGCUGCCUUGGUCAACCACCUUUUCUUCUCCCGUUUAUCAUGCUGAAACAAAACUGGAGGCGAUUUUAAAUGUGUAUUUAGUCGCUGCCCCUCAGCUCACGAAGGGGCCUGGGUAGAGAGCGUGUCCAUGAGGAGUGUCUGCCCCGGAGCCUCCUUUUCCACCAGGGCUGAGGGUGAUUGGCACGCUGGGUUGGCCCCUCUUUCGGCCCGCCCGAGCCUGCUCCCCCAUUAUGUAAAUGCGUGCCCUUGGCCAGAGUAGAACUGCUGAACCCAUGAGCCCUUCUAAGGAGAAAAAAUAAAGACUUCUCAUCUGUCCUUCUGAUGUAAGGUUGGGAGGAUUAUCUUUGAAACGAAUAGUGUGACAUGUAAAUGCCCAGACUUAAUGGUGGCAGGAGAGGUCGUUUCUGGAGCUCUUGGCACCAGAGCAGAGCUCUGUAAGAGAGACAAGCCUUUGACGCCAGGAGUGGUCAGUGCACUUGACCAAGUCAGGGAGGCUCCACCUUCCACUCUCAGCAAGCCCAGCGCCUCGGGAGGUGCCUGCUGGAGUGUGUCUUGCAGAGGCUGCCACAGAGGAGAGUGGAGGUGUAGCAGAGCCCAGCAUUUGUCCCUUGCUGGUGUGGCUCUCACGCCUUUGGGCCUCUGUGUGCCCCCAGGCACCUGCUGACUGCAGUCCCCACUCUGUGCUGGCUGCAAAAACUGUAGCUUUCUCCUGAAGCCUUCACACCUCUGGCAGCGGAGAAAGGAAUGUGGGACUGUCGGCCGCCAGGGCCCGGCGAUCCUGGCUCCUGCUACUAUGCCCCAGACUGCACAGGGGCCUGGUGUGUCCCUCACUCCGGGGCAGACGCCUGGAUGCCAGAAGUGCCUGAAUAGGAAGAGGUUCUGCUUGUCAGUUGCUCCUACCUCCCCUCAGGCAGGAGAAUGAACACGGACUCAGUGUCCUUGGAACAAAACCAAAGUUUCAGAUUGGCCACAGGGGUGUGCAGGGAAGGACGUGGGCUGCCCUCGCAGGGAUCCUGGAGGAGGCAGGAGCGUAAUCCAUUUCUUGAUUCCAUUGCAUCAUAACAAGAAUCAGAGCAUUCAUUUGAAAUCGUCUCCAACUUGCUAUGUGCAUUUUUUCACACAAGUCCAUUCUUGAGCAUUUAUAUAGAAUAACACAACUAAUCAGUAUCUUUAUAUAGAGAGAUGUGUAAAUAGACACAUGUAUAAACUGUAUAGUGUACAUGUUAACGAUUUAUUGAUAAGUCUUUGAUCUCUGAUGCUGUUGGCACCCUUCGCAUGCCCUCAGUUUAUGGUCAGGUGACUUGAAUGUGCCCGGGUUCUGCCCACCUCCAGCUUGGACGUCUUGGGAGGAGGGUCUGGCCAUGCCCUCCAUACCCUCUUGCACAGAAAUGCUCAGGGUUCCCUUGUGCCUGGUGUCCAGUCCCCUCUCGUCUCUUGUUCCCUUUCUGAGCAUGUGGUCCCCCGCCCCCUGCUCUGUAACUUCUCUCCCCCCUCCCCAAACUGGGGCACAGCUGCCUCCCAAGGAAAGUGUAAAGCAGUAUUACAUCAUUACUGCAUGUGCGCUAAUACCCCAAGUUUUCUGCUCCUCUGGAACAGAAUUUGCAUGUGAGGUGGGAGAUUCAAGUUUCAGCAACCCUGUCAGUUACCUAACAAAGCCAGACCCUGCCCCCAAUAAUAAAAGUCCACAACAUGAAAACUCAAAUUUCUUUAGCAUUGUGUAAAUAAAUCUGGAUGUGUUUAACUUUGUACCAGUAAUUUUCUGUAUAUUCGAAAUAUUUGGGUUAGAAAUAAACCAGACUGGACUUUGUUAUCCGA
Sorex araneus (European shrew) is the source of this 6427-nucleotide messenger RNA. It is a transcript of the gene SORT1, whose product is annotated as sortilin 1. Lineage: Eukaryota; Metazoa; Chordata; Mammalia; Eulipotyphla; Soricidae. The record is from RefSeq and is a predicted model, not a curated record. Gene Ontology annotation, biological process: vesicle organization; endocytosis; Golgi to endosome transport. Gene Ontology annotation, cellular component: Golgi apparatus; membrane. The coding region runs from base 74 to 2569 and encodes 831 amino acids. Gene Ontology annotation, molecular function: protein binding. The transcript is spliced from 20 exons.